Messenger RNA from Marchantia polymorpha subsp. ruderalis, 1638 nucleotides. Lineage: Eukaryota; Viridiplantae; Streptophyta; Marchantiopsida; Marchantiales; Marchantiaceae. The record is from the annotation of a GenBank genome assembly.
AUGAGCACCCUCGUGCGCAGAGGGAGCGCGUCGGGCCAUUUGCGCCCUGCGACGUUGCGGUGCGUGUGCUCUGCGCUCGUGGCUCCGGAGCCACGAGCGCCAGGCCCGCCCAUCGCCGCCAAGAAUGCGCCCCUCGCCCAGCGCUCGUCGUCGCCUUGGCGCAGGCAGAGCGGCAGCAGCAGCAGCAGCAGCGCGUUCUCGUUCUCGACUCUGACGGCGACGAAGAAAGCGGCGGCCGCAGCAGCAGCAGCAGCGAAGGAGAGAGUGCGAGGAUUGCUGACAGUGGAGGAAUUGAAGCGGCUGGUGGAGGAGGACGAGAUCGAGACCGUGGUCGUGGGCCUGACCGACUGCUACGGGCGCCUGGUGGGCAAGAGGUUCACGGCGAGCUUCUUUCUGGAGAGCGCGGUGGAGGAUGGAACGCACGGAUGCUCGUAUCUGCUGGCCACGGACAUGGACAUGGAGCCCGUGCCGGGGUACAGGUUCGCCGGCUGGGAGCAGGGCUAUGGGGACAUCCACCUGGUGCCGGACAUGCGCUCGCUGCGGAUCGCGAGCUGGCUCGAGAAAACGGCGUUCGUGCUGUGCGACGUGGUGGACGAUGAAUCGAGAGCCCUAGCGCCACACGCGCCGAGGUCGAUUCUGAAGAAGCAGAUCGCCGAGGCGCACUCGCUGGGCGAUCUCGUGCCGAUGGCGGCCUCGGAAUUGGAGUACUAUCUGUAUCAGCAGAAUUUCGAGGAGGCCAAGGAGAAGAAUUACGCGGGCUUGAAGCCCGUGGGAUGGCAUCGCGAGGAUUACCAUAUCCUGCAAGGCUCGCGCGAGGAGUUCUUCCACGGCCCCGCGCGGCGCCACCUGCAGGCCUCGGGCGUGCCGGUCGAGAACAGCAAGGGAGAGUUCGGCAUCGGCCAGCACGAGCUCAAUGUGAAGUACGCCGAGGUGCUGGAGAUGGCCGAUCGGCACGUCGUGUACAAGCAGUGCCUGAAGGAGCUCGCGGACCAGCUGGGCGUGGCCAUCACCUUCAUGGCCAAGCCUCAUUUCGACCAGCCCGGGUCGAGCAGCCACCUGCAUCUCAGCCUGUGGAAGGACGGCAAGAACGCGUUCCACGGCGACAAAAAAUUGGGCUCCAUUUCCUGCAGCGACGAGUUCCGCUGGUUUCUCGGAGGCUGGAUGAAGCACACUCCCGAGCUCAUGGUGUUCUACGCUCCCAAUGUCAACUCCUACAAGCGCUUCAUCGCCGGCAGCUGGGCGCCAACGCAGCUGGUGUGGAGUCGCGACAACCGAACCGCUCCGUUCCGGCUCAUCGGAUCGGGCAAAUCCCUGCGCAUCGAGUGCCGAUUGCCGGGUGCGGACUGCAAUCCCUACCUGGCCUUCGCAGCAGCUCUGGCUUCAGGGCUCGACGGCAUUCGGCACAAGAUUGAACCUCCCGCAGCUUUCGAAGGCGAUGUGUACAAAGCCAAGAACCUUCAGCAGGUGCCUCGGUCUCUGGGUGAAGCAGUGGCGCUCUUCCAGAAGAGUGCAUUCGCCAAGGCCAUGCUCGGCGACGAUGUGCACCAUCAUUACGCGCACUUUUUCGAGACCGAGCAUCUUGCGCACCUGCAAACCGUCACGGAUUGGGAGAGGAACCGAUAUUUUGAACAGAUUUGA